Molecule: messenger RNA, 3052 nt
Organism: Melampsora larici-populina 98AG31
Lineage: Eukaryota; Fungi; Basidiomycota; Pucciniomycetes; Pucciniales; Melampsoraceae
Exons: 5
Coding region: 80-3052 (990 amino acids)
Molecular function (GO): GTPase binding
Source: RefSeq, a predicted model, not a curated record
AACCGUCAAACAACAACAUUACCAUCCAUCCAUCCAUCCAAUCAAACCAUCAAACUAUCAAACAUUAAAACAAUCAGACAUGACUGAAGAUCAAACAAUCAAUCAUCAAUCACCAAAAAAACCAUCACAAGAACUAUCAUCAUCAUCAAAUCAUCAAAACUCAAGUUUGAUUCCAGAUCCUUCUUACAUUGAUCCUUUGAUUGCAUUGGCUCCUACUCCUAUCAAUCUAUCUAAUCUGGUUCAUUCGAUUCAUCUUCAUUCGAUUCAAGAAAAUCAAGUCAAAGAAGUCUUCAAUUCAGCUUACCUUUCGGCUGCUAGUUCAGGUGAUAGUGAUCUAAUCGAAUGGUUAUUAUCAAAAGAUCACGAUCAUCAUCAUUUAACUUCAAUUCCUAAUCAUCUCACUCGUCAUCCAAGACACAAUCUUUCAAACCAAUCUACUUCUAAUCUCACUCAUUCGAUCUUAAAACCCGGUGAACCAAGAAAAUAUUUAAAUUUAAAUUUAACCGAUCAAGAUGGAACUCCUCCUAUCAUUCUAGCCGCGGCUUUUGGUCAUCCUGAAGCUGUACGUGCUAUAGUAGAUGGUAUAGGUGGUAAUGUAGUCGAUUCUAGAGAUUCAGUCGGUUGGACUGCACUUCAUUGGGCUGCUCGGAAUGGUGAUUUUACAAUCGUAUCUUAUUUACUCAAUCAUGGGGCAACUACCAAUUUAGUUUCUUAUUCUGAAUCAUCCAUGCCUCCUUCAUCUUGUCAAUCUUCUUCAAUCUCAACUCAUUCACGUUUAUCUGCAAGUUCGUUUUCCACUUUAGCUUCUGAUUCACUUAGUUAUUGUGAAGAUCAACCAUCCUGUCCUACUACUCCUACUGAUACACCUUCAAAACGAACCAGAAGGUUUCGAGGAUUAAGACCCUAUGAUUUGGCUAAAAGAGGACCCGAGGGUGAUGAUAUUCGUCAUAUCUUAAGAAUGGCAGAAGAAGCUAAAGCUGAUGCCUUACUCAAAUCUCAAGAUCAACAAUCUAAUCCGAGUAGAUCUUCUAGACCUCCAUCUUUGGCUUCCAUGAAAUCCCCACGUCCUCCUUCUGCUGCACGUCAAGCUCAACUUCAAGCUCAUCAAUCACAAUCUAAUCAAUUACGUGAACUUGCAAGCUUGGCGGCUAAAACAUUAGAUCUUAAUUUUAAUUUAUUUGGAUUUCCUUCAACUUCAACAGACAAUGAACCUGCUAGUCAUCUCAACUCAUCUUCAUUAUUUUUAUCAACUCUAAGUUCUCAUACUUCACAUCAUCUUAACAAUUUACAAAACUCAAAUUCCAUUGAAGCAUGGGAACAAGAACAAAGAUCAGAAGAGUUCGAUUGGGAUCAAUGUUUACCGGAUCAAAUGUUAGUUUGUUCGAUUGAUGAAUUACCGAUCAUAUUUGAUGCAGUGAUCAGUUCGAUGGAACCCAAAAGAUCAAGAAAUCAUCGGUUUGUACCUUCGAAUGUGAUCUUUCUUUGUGCAAGAUUUGCUGCUCAUUUCGGUACGGAAGAUUUACUUGAAGAAUUGAUCUUGGGUGCAUUGGAUCAGAUUGAAGAUGUGGUCUUGGCUCGUGAGGAUAGUAUGGCGAAUUCUGCAUUUUGGUUAUUCAAUUGCUGUACUUUACUUUAUUAUCUGAAACGAGAACCACAUUUGAAUUCGGUUUCCAAAGAAUUUCAAGUUCAUUUACAAGAUUUAAUUAAUUUGAUUUUUGUUUUGGUUAUCAGAAAUGCAGAAAGAAGAUUAGAUAAGGUCUUAGAUUCAUCAAUGUUAGAUUUUCAACCCUUACCUGGAUUUGAACAUGUCGAAUUCGAACCAGAAGGAUCAUGGAGAUUUGUGAAAGCUUUGACGGUUAAAAGGAGUCGACAAACUUCAUUGAAACCUAGUUUGAGUUCAUUUUUGGUCGGCUCACCUCGUUCACCUCCUUCAUCUGGAUCUGCUCAACAAACACCUAACAAGACUCCAACUCAUUUAAGAUCAAGUUCUCAUCAAGUCUCAUCACCUAAUACGACCCCAUUAAAAUCAAAUCAUCUUAACCCCAACAAUCAAUCGAUUGGACCACGAGCGAUUACUGAUUUACUUUCGUCUGUGCUUUAUGUAUUACAAUCGUAUGAGUUACAUUCGUCUUUGAUCGUUCAAGCCUUUUCACAAUUGUUUUAUUGGUUAGGAUGUGAAUUGUUUAAUCGAAUCAUCACUAGAAGGAAAUAUUUAUGUAGAUCGAAGGCUAUGGAGAUCAGAUUGAAUGUGAAUGUGAUUGAAGAAUGGUCAAGACAUAAUCGAUUACCGAAUCGAUUGAUUCAAGAAUACUUUAAACCAUUGAAUUCGAUGUUGAAAUGGUUACAAUCGAUUUCGAAUGAACAAGUUCAAGAUAUGAAUAAAUUGAUUUGCGUGAUUAAUGAAUUGAAUCCGAGUUCAUUGAAUCCAGUACAAAUGUUAAAAUCAUUAAAAGAUUAUAGAUAUGAGAUUGAAGAAACCAAGAUGACAGAAGAAGGUAGAACGUAUUUAGUGAAAUUACAACAAGAUUGGGAUAAGAAAAGGUUAAGUAGAAAAGAAGAAUUAGAAGAAAGAGAAAAAGCAGAAGAAGAGAUGAUGGGAGCUCAUCAAGGUAAUGGGAAUGGCUAUAAUGGAUUAGAAGGUUUAGUGAGAGCUGAAGUGAUUGAAGAUAAUGCGGUCAAAGCUAUUGAUGAAGGAUUGAUGGAUGAAAGCCAAUUCGAGAGUUAUCUUCCACCUGCUUCUCCUGAAUGUUUAGGUGAAUUAUUGGAUUCUAGAUAUAUGUUACCAUUCGGAUUACCUACUUUAACUGAAUCACUUUUUUUAGAAUACGAUGAAGAACAACCUAAGAAUUCGUUGACAUUAGAAUUCGAAGAAGAAGAAGAAGAAGAGAUGGAAGAGAUGGAAGAAGAAACAGAAGAGAGUUUGAAGGAAAAAGAAAUGGAAAAGAUUAGGGAAUGUAAGAAGUCUGUGCUGGCCGUUCCGGUACUUGAUAGUAAGGUUUUGAAUCGAUUAGAUACUUUUAGGGAAAAACAUAGGAAAUUGAAAACUUAUUGA